UUCUUGCUAAAGAAUGCUUCCCCGAGUCUCUUGCCAAGCCACCUUAUAUACACAGAAUGAGACAAAGAAUAAUAAAUCUCAAAUCAGGAUUUGGUUGGUUGGUUCUCGUGACCUGAAGGAGCAUCAAAUGGGACUGUUAACCAUCUGUAAUCUAGAUCUUCUCAUGAGGUGACACCCCUCGCAGGAGUACAGAUUAUGUCUUAAGUUCUAAACUUUGGUAAACUUUCUCCUAGAAUUAUAGAAAUUAGACCUUUAUACCCAUCGCACCAUGACCUUUAAAACGAAACCAAACAUGAAGACGAAACCUUAGUAGCAUCACAACACAAAAUGCAUAUGACAUUCCAUAUUCAAUAGACCUUUAGUGAACUGGAAUUUCAGAGAGGAAGACAGAGAGGUUGAGUCCUGGUUAUCAGCACCAUCUGGGGAUUUUAUUGCUUUAUGGAUAUCUCCACAAGCAAACCCAAUGCUGAUCUCUUGAACAGCUACUACAGGUUGUUGUCUUGGAGGUAGAAUGUGAAUUCUUUAAAGAAUAUUUCAGAUUUAAUCACGGAUUGUUUUAUAGACACAAUCCCAUGCAAUAUAUAUAUAUAUACCUGCAGUGACAUGUCUGGAGGGAAGUUGUUCUGGGGUGCCAAAUCCUGACCAUAAGCUGAAUCCAGAGAAAACCAUUCUCUAAAAACAUUCAAGUCCUGAUGAAUCAACAUCUGUAUUAAUUUAACUAAGGCCUAGUUUUGUUUUAAGCUAAUCCCUGUCCAGGAAACUGCCCAAUAUGUGUUAAAAUAACAUGAUGCUAUCUACACAUCCUUUCUUAGAGUAAAAUUAACACAUCCUGCAACAUAACAAAAUAAAAAACAAUGGGGUCUGCAUACCUGUUGAGAUCACUAUGGAUGUUUGUAUAAUUAGCUUUAUUAUAACUUUACUUAGAUUUUCAAUGAUUAAAUGCAUCUCUUUAGACAAAUAAACAGAUUCGUGUACUAUUUUUUUCCUGUUCCAUUAUUUGGUUCAGGAACGGUUUGAUUAUUUUUUUGGUUGGCUCUUUGUAAGAGUAACAGAUAUGAAGUGACUGGAUGUCCAGAAUAAACUGCCAAUAGAUGACAUAAUUACAGACUUUACCAGAACUAAAUCUAGAUUGUAGUUAUCUUUCCUCUGCCACACACUCCUAACACAGAACCGAAACUACUUUAAUAUUGAAGUAUAGGAGAAGAAAAACAACUAGCCUGUAACGUGAGAACAACAGAAACAACAGCCUGUACUAUAGCAUACUGUGACGAUAUCAACCAGUCGUCAUCAUGGCUUCUGAUUUACCAAAAUCAGUUAUGGAAAGUUCCUCAUCAGAGUCAGAGAUCAAAAUUGUUCUUCUAGGUGAUACAAGAGCUGACAAGAGCGACAUAGCCAAAUUAAUUCUGGGCUGCAAGACUCUGAAAGGAGAAGAAAUUGGGCUGUGUACUUUAUAUAAGAGUGAAGAAACAGAAAGAAAGAUCAGCGUUGUGGACACACCAGGAUGGAGUCCAAUUUCAAUCGAACAAACAGCAAAGAAUAUAAAAACAGAGAUUGUCAGAUGUGUGUCUCUUUGUCCUCCAGGCCCUGAUGUUCUUCUUCUGGUGAUUCCUGUGAAACAAGAACCUUCACCGUAUGAGAUGACAGAAGCACAGAAGCACAUGGAGUUGUUAUCAGAGCGAGUCUGGAAACACACUAUUGUGCUGUUUGAUUGUGAGGAAGGGAUUGAGGAAUCUGUCAUCGACAAACACAUUCAAAGUGCAGAGACAAUCCUAGAAAAGUGCAAACAAUUUGUUUAUCGUAGGGGUUUCUCUCAAAUGACAAAUCUCUUAAAUAUAAUAGACGAUCUGGUGAAGAAAAAUAAAGGAGAAUUCUCUAGGACACAAUUUUAUUAUGAAGAGAUUCAGCCUGAAACUAAAGUGUUUGAGGGAGAGCCCAGACAAAGACGUGGAAGUAAAGAGAUGGACACUUCUGACUUUACAGUAAGAAAAGGAAAUGACACAGAGGAAAAGAAAGAAAGUGUAGUGGCUAUCAAGCAUGAACUUUGGUAUGAUGUGGCAGCACUACGUCGGACAAUGAAAUCUUCCUCAGUGAUAUUGAUGGGUAUAAUUGGAGCUUUGAUUGGUGCAGUCGCAGGGUCUGGACAUGGUGCUUUAGGGGCUUGCGCUGGAUUAGUUUCUGGUAUCAUUGUGGGAGGUUUACUUGCAGUUUUGACCAUUUACAUUUGCACUUACAUUUAUUCAUACUCUUAAUCAAAACCAUGUAGUUAUAGUUUGCCGUAAGCAGCUUUGUCUCCAGUAAGGUGUGAUAUAAAUUUGGGUUUAAGCAAUUCAAUCAAAUGGAAUACGGAAUAUUUUAUUUAUCCUUUAUUCUCUAUUUUCCAAUAUUUCUGUCAUUUUAUAAAGAGUCAAUAUCACUAUAAAGUGCCUUUUCUGUUCACAUCAGAAUCACUCAGACAUCAUGAAUAUAAUCCAAAAUAAUUCUGAAGUUUUAUUAUAAAUGGCCAAAAAGUAAAAUGAUAAGUCUGUUGAAAUAUGUUUUCUCAGUUUAUACUAUUUUCUUUGAUUGAAUGUAUGCAAUUUUGGCAUGUCUCACAUGUCUUAAGACACUGCUCAGCUAACUUUAGUGUAA
Molecule: messenger RNA, 2628 nt
Organism: Paramisgurnus dabryanus
Lineage: Eukaryota; Metazoa; Chordata; Actinopteri; Cypriniformes; Cobitidae
Source: RefSeq, a predicted model, not a curated record